Molecule: messenger RNA, 219 nt
Organism: Echinostoma caproni
Lineage: Eukaryota; Metazoa; Platyhelminthes; Trematoda; Plagiorchiida; Echinostomatidae
Source: the annotation of a GenBank genome assembly
AUGCGAAAGUGGGUCCACACCGACUCCGAGCUGCGCCGUCUUGAAGCGACGGAACGCCUCCUGGCGGUCGGUCGGGGUGUCAAAUCCCGCGAUCAGGGCGUCCUUCGCGGCGGCCCACUCCAUCUUCUCCGGGCCUCUUCGAGCCGCGUUCAACACUGCCCGUGCACGGCCCUUGAGAAGCGCUCGGAGGGCCGUCAACAGACGAUGUUGCCGGUUUAA